This is a messenger RNA of Cyphellophora attinorum, 573 nucleotides long. Its product is annotated as Calcium-binding protein NCS-1. Gene Ontology annotation, molecular function: calcium ion binding. The transcript is spliced from 5 exons. NCBI's taxonomy places the organism in Eukaryota, Fungi, Ascomycota, Eurotiomycetes, Chaetothyriales, Cyphellophoraceae. Bases 1 to 573 code for a protein of 190 amino acids. Gene Ontology annotation, cellular component: intracellular membrane-bounded organelle; membrane; cytosol. The record is from RefSeq and is a predicted model, not a curated record.
AUGGGUCAAAAACAGUCGAAACUCUCGGCGGCGCAACUCGAGGAAUUGCAGCAAGCGACCAAAUUCGACAAAAGAGAAUUACAGGCAUGGUACAAGGGCUUCUUGAAGGACUGCCCCUCGGGUAGGCUCACGAAGGCCGAGUUUCAGAAGAUCUACAGGCAGUUCUUUCCUUAUGGCGACCCGACGAGUUUCGCGGACUAUGUGUUCAAUGUAUUCGACGCCGACAAGAGCGGCGAGAUCGACUUCAAAGAAUUUAUCGUUGCGCUGAGUGUGACGAGCAGAGGCAAGAUGGAGGACAAGCUGGACUGGGCGUUUCAGUUGUACGAUAUCAAUGGCGAUGGGAAGAUCAGUUAUGAGGAGAUGUUGGCGAUUGUGACUGCAAUAUACAAGAUGGUUGGAUCGAUGGUCAAAUUGCCCGAGGAUGAGGACACACCAGAAAAGCGAGUGACCAAGAUAUUCGCCAUGAUGGAUAAGGACCAAAACGCGUACCUCGAUCGGGAGGAAUUCCGAGAGGGCAGCAAGCGGGAUGAGACGAUCGUCUCAGCGCUCUCCUUGUACGAUGGCUUGGUCUGA